This is a messenger RNA of Miscanthus lutarioriparius, 768 nucleotides long. NCBI's taxonomy places the organism in Eukaryota, Viridiplantae, Streptophyta, Magnoliopsida, Poales, Poaceae. The record is from the annotation of a GenBank genome assembly.
AUGGCCACCUGCUGCGGCACUGCCAGGCGUCUCUCGGACCUGCUCCAGGAGCAGCAGGAGCCCUUCCUCCUCCACCACCUCCUCCUCCAAGACCACGACGACAGCGCCACGCCGGCCCGCCCGCCCGCCGCCGAGAGGAGGAGCCUGCUGAGCGGGAGCACGGCCACCGUCACCAAGCUGGCUCUGCGCUGGGCGGACGACCUCCUCGCCGGCUGCUUCCCGUGCGCUGCCACGCGCCAGAGGUUCCGCCGCCUGCCGCGCGCCGACAGAGUCGGAGAUGUCGUCGCUCCCGCCGACUGCCACGACGGCGCCGGAGACUGCGGGAGGCAGCUCAGCCCCGUGUCCGUCCUGGACCUGCACUCCGACGACGAUUCAUCGCCCGUGCCCAGCCACCGGGAUGAGCACAGCGACGUCGAUGGCAAUCGCAAGCCGUCGACCUCAGGGACAGGGACCUCGCCGUCGCCGCCAUCCAUCCACGACCUCGACCUCCCUGGCAAGACUCCCGCAAUGGAGGUGGAGAGGUUUCAGAGGAAGAGCGUCGCGUCUGCCUGGGACUGCGAGUGGGAGAGCGUGGCAGCGGACAUCUCCCGCAUCCCGAGCCUGGUGGAGCUCGACUUGUCCGCGUCGCCGCUGGACGACUGGCGCCGCCUCGUCGUCGUCGGCGGGGAAGAGGAGGCCCGGCAGGUGGCGCAGAGCAUCGAGGCUAUGAUCUUCGAGGAGGUCAGGUGGGAGGCCGUCCGUGACAUGCUCUGCUCGCCACAACACUGA